Molecule: messenger RNA, 429 nt
Organism: Kuraishia capsulata CBS 1993
Lineage: Eukaryota; Fungi; Ascomycota; Pichiomycetes; Pichiales; Pichiaceae
Exons: 2
Coding region: 1-429 (142 amino acids)
Biological process (GO): regulation of transcription by RNA polymerase II
Cellular component (GO): mediator complex
Molecular function (GO): transcription coregulator activity
Source: RefSeq, a predicted model, not a curated record
AUGACAACAGACACGCCCAUUGAAGACAAAACCACGUCGCUGGGUCGUGCUCAGGAUGAAUUGGCGAAUCUGAUUGAGACUCUGAUCCAUCUUGGUGUUCAGGUUCAUGAUUUCACAGGAACCAACGAGGCCAAAGCUGGAUUGGCAAAUAACAUAAACAAAGUCAUUGGCCAGUUACAGGAAAUCUCUACCAGCCAUGAUCUGAAAGAAUACUCCAUACCUAUGGAGGUUCUCAACUAUGUGGAAGAUGGCAGGAAUCCUGACGUCUAUACGAGGGAAUUUGUUGAGGUGGUUCGGAAAGUGAAUCAGUUUUUGAAUGGAAAAGCGGUUGGUUUUGGAAGGUUCAGAGAUGUUUUGGGUGACAAGAUCAUCCAGGAAUUUCCGGAGUUGACGGAUUCAGUUCACGAUAUCAAGACGCGAACUAGCUAG